This is a messenger RNA of Elgaria multicarinata webbii, 7059 nucleotides long. It is a transcript of the gene WWC2, whose product is annotated as WW and C2 domain containing 2. NCBI's taxonomy places the organism in Eukaryota, Metazoa, Chordata, Lepidosauria, Squamata, Anguidae. The coding region runs from base 286 to 3870 and encodes 1194 amino acids. The record is from RefSeq and is a predicted model, not a curated record. Gene Ontology annotation, molecular function: kinase binding; molecular adaptor activity. Gene Ontology annotation, cellular component: cytoplasm. The transcript has 23 exons. Gene Ontology annotation, biological process: regulation of hippo signaling; negative regulation of organ growth; regulation of DNA-templated transcription.
CCCCCCCGGAUCGGAACCUAGACAGCGCCUCGCCUUAGCCUGGACCCCCUGACCUGCCGCCGCCGCCGCCGCCACGGAAUAGGGGCAGAAGGCGGAGGCUCUAAUUCAGACAUGGUGGACUGAAACUCAGGAGAGUUUCCUGGCCGAUUGCAAGAGUCUGCCUCCCUCCCUCCACCCACCCAGGGCUCCUGGGGAAGGAGGGGGGGCGUCUUUCGCUCCUUCCCGCUUUCCUCCUUUCUUUCUUGUUUUCUGUCCCCAUGGAGGAGCUGCCCCCCGCCCUCAACCAUGCCUAGGAAAGUGGGGAAUGGGCAGCUGCCCUUACCCGAUGGCUGGGAGGAGGCGAGGGAUUACGAUGGGAAAGUCUUCUACAUCGAUCACAACACCAAGCAGACCAGCUGGAUCGACCCCCGAGACAGGUUAACAAAGCCAUUAUCCUUUGCAGACUGUGUUGGAGAUGAGCUACCAUGGGGAUGGGAAGCCGCAUAUGAUCCUCAGAUUGGUGUCUACUAUAUCGACCACAUAAACCAAACCACACAGAUAGAAGAUCCAAGAAAACAAUGGAGGCAAGAACAAGAGAAAAUGCUAAAAGAUUAUCUCACUGUGGCACAAGAUGCACUCAGCACUCAAAAAGAACUAUACCAUGUGAAAGAACAGAGACUGGCACUUGCCUUGGAUGAAUAUGUGAGGCUGAAUGAUGCUUACAAGGAGAAAUCAAGCUCUCGUACGAGUUUAUUCUCAAGCUCCUCUUCCAGCACUAAGUAUGAUCCUGAUAUUCUGAAGGCGGAAAUCUCUACUACAAGAUUAAGGGUUAAAAAGCUGAAGAGGGAACUCUUGCAGAUGAAGCAAGAAUUACUAUAUAAGGAGCAAGGCUAUGAAACAUUGCAACAAAUUGACCAAAAAAUGUCUGGAGGCCACAGUGGAUAUGAACUAAGUGAAGCCAAAGCCAUUGUAAAUGAACUGAAGUCUAUAAGAAAGGCUAUAAGCUCUGGUGAGAAAGAGAAGCAAGAUUUAAUGCAGAGUCUUGCAAAACUGAGAGAGAGGUUUCUCCUCGACCAAACUAUUGGCAGAUCAGAAUCAGAUUUGAGGUGCAGCCCAGCACACUCCCAGCUGUCUCUCUCUAGGCAGACUUUGGAUGCGGGGUCUCAGACAGACAUUUCUGGUGAUGUUGGUGUCAGAAAUAUGACCAAUUUAGCUGAAAAGGUCAGAUUAAGUCUCCAGUAUGAAGAAGCCAAAAGAAGAAUGGCAAACCUAAAGAUUGAACUGUCUAAGUUAGAAAGUGAAGCUUGGCCAGGAGCGCUGGAUAUUGAGAAAGAGAAGUUGAUGCUGAUUAAUGAAAAGGAAGAGCUUCUGAAAGAGCUUCAAUUUGUCACCCCAUGUAAACGCACUCAAGAUGAAUUGGAGCAUCUAGAAACAGAAAGGAAGAGGCUGGAAGAGGAGCUAUCUGUGAAAAGCACACCUAGUGAUGAACUUUCAGAGAGGUUAAAAUUGGAAGAGAGAAGAAAUAAAUUGGUUAAAAAACUUGAAGAAACGAGUAAGCUAACUACUCAUUUGCAUUUGCAGCUUAAAAGUCUCUCUGCCAGUACGUUAUCUAUGUCUUCAGGGAGCAGCCUGGGGUCCCUGGCAUCCAGUCGGGGAUCACUGAACACGUCCAGCAGGGGAUCACUGAAUUCCCUUAGCUCUACGGAGCUGUAUUAUAACCAAGGUGAUCAACCUACAGACUUGGACUAUCAGUAUAAGCUGGACUUCAUAUUGCAAGAAAAAUGUGGUUACAUUCCUUCGGGCCCUAUCACCACAAUUCACGAGAAUGAAGUGGUCAGUUCCCAUGGGAGAAUGGGAUAUAGUGAUUCUUCCGGCUCUUCGGCAGCAAGUCAUGUACCCAAAUCAACGGAACCUCCAAAAUCUGUGACAUCAUUGUCUUCAAGAUCCUCCCUUUCCUCCUUGUCCCCUCCUGGAUCACCUUUGGUUUUAGAAGGUGCAUUCUCAGUGCCUCCUCAAGACUCUCCAUUGCAUCACCUCACCACAGACUUUGAGGACUGUGAUUUACCCAGUGACUUUGCAGCCAUUAGCCUUUGUGGGAACCAAAUGUUGUUGGACUCUGAAACCAGAGUAUCUUCUCAAUCGCUUAUGCAUGAUAAAGACCUCAAUGAAAGUGUUAGACAGACCAUGUCACCUUCAAGAAAUGCAGGUGUUGACUUACCAAGAAGAACAGCAAGUCACCUGCUUGAGGAAAAGGCAGGGUGUGUAUCUGCUGCAGUAUCUGAUGAGUCCGUGGCUGGAGACAGUGGCGUAUAUGAAGCUUCUUUAAAACAACCAAAUGAUAGUGAAGAGGUUGCAUAUAGUGAAGAUGAUACCACAGUUCUAGAGACAGCUCAAGUGGAAAUAGGACUCAGAUAUGAUGCAAACAGCUCGAGUUUUGUGAUAAUUGUGGUGCAGUUACAAAAUCUUCAUGCCCUUUCUAUAUCCCCUGGCUCCAAAGUGUAUUUUAGAAUUGCUGUUCUCCCAUCUUCAGCUGAUAUCAGCUGCCUAUUCCGCACAAAAGUGCAUUCUGCUGCUGAAACUCUUUUAUUUAGUGAGAUGUUCAGAGUAGUCAUUUCCCAGGCAUCUUUGCAUCAGAAGACUUUGAGAGUGGAUGUCUGCUCUGUCAGUAAAACUCAUCGGGAAGAAUGCCUAGCUGGAACUCAGAUAAGCUUAGCAGACAUGUUGUUUUCAAAUGAGACUUCUACUCUGUGGUAUAACUUGCUGGCUUGCAAACAGAUUCCUGGCAGAAAGAAUAAAGAGCAAAAGGAGGAUUCUAUAUUUGUACCAAACAAUCAGUCUUCUGGCUCCUUGGACUUGGAUGCUGUGUCAGCAUUACUAGAAAGGACAUCAGCCGAGCUGCAAGCAGUUGAACAAGAGUUGGCAGAGGAGGAGGAAGAGGAGGAAGAGGAAGAAGACAAGGAUGUACAAGAGCCAUUGAAUGCUGAGGAAGAUUGGCUAGGAAUACUGGCAGAGGCAGAGGCAUCCAGUGAGAUUGUGACAGAAGAAGAGGACAAUGUUAAAGGGACAGAGGAAGGUGGAUAUAGAGAUGACAACAGAUUCUGCUCUACAUUGGUAGAGGCAGAUGAAAUCAAGGAUGGAGAAGAUAGCAACUGUACAGAUGUGUGUUACAAUGAGCAAACAACUGUAUCACCCACACUGGUGGAUAAGGAAACUAACACAGAAGACAGAACCGAGAAUGUGGCUGUACGACCCAAGGACAGACCCAGCCUGAAGUCUCAACAGAAUCCCUUUGUCAGGAACAGCAUGAUCGUGCGCUCACAAACCUUCUCUCCAGGCGAGCGGAACCAGUACAUCUGUAGGUUGAAUCGAAGUGAUAGUGACAGCUCAACAUUGGCCAAAAAGUCUCUCUUUGUGAGAAAUGCCACAGAGCGGCGGAGCUUGAGAGUUAAAAGGCCUGCCUGCCAGCCUAACAUGCGAAGGGCAGCACAGGAGCGCCCUGUCCGCACUUCUCUUGACUUGGAGCUGGAUCUCCAGGCUUCUCGAACACGACAGAGUCGCCUGAAUGAUGAACUGCAGACGCUCCGUGAUCUUAAGCAGAAGCUGGAGGAGAUGAAAGCAAGAGGGGAGACAGAGCUUCCUGCAUGUGUGCUGGAGGAUGAAAGAUUCCAAAAGCUCUUGAAACAAGCUGAGAAGCAGGCUGAACAAUCAACGGAGGAAAAGAAGCGGGGUUUAAGUGCGGAAAAAUUGAUGAGGAAAGCUUCAAAGGAUGUGUGUCGGUUGCGAGAGCAGAGUCAGAAAGUGCCGCUCCAGGUGCAGUCAUUCAGGGAGAAGAUUGCGUACUUUACAAGAGCAAAGAUCAGCAUACCGUCUCUGCCAGCUGACGAUGUCUAACUGUACAAGGUGUUUUCUACUUGUUCAUCUUUUUUUUUUAAGAUGACAUUUUUGUAGUAUAGUUCCACGGUUUUAAAAUCUUCUGUUUUACAUCCAACUUUAGAUAUUAUUUGUUAAAAACACACAGUACAUUAUGCUCUGGUAUAUAAUAUUGGUUGUUUUUUAAAGGCUAGAAAAAAGCACUCUCCCCUCCUCUACUCUGCCCAAAUCUUCCACACCAGAAAACCAAAGUAGAAUACUUCCAGAACACUGAUGCUAAUUUUGUACAGUUUGUAUGUAUUACAGAUGUGCUACUAUUUUGUAAAGAUGGAUCUAAGGAACAGAGGCAGUACCUAGUGUGUAUAUCCUGUUGAACUGCACUGUGUCGAGAAAUAUUAUGUUCAACAGGAGGUUUUGUUUCACUGCGGUUUUUUCCACAAAAGCAGACUGUGAAGAUGGCUCUUAGGCCAUGCAAUAUUUUUGUACAAAGUGUGAUUUUUUUUUAGUAGCUAGCAACAAAAGCAAAUCCUCUUCCAAAACCGCAAGGCUGCCUCAUGCAAACAGGUGCUGUUUAGAUUUCUGUCACCUACAUUGGAACUUACAACUCUGAACCCAUUUUUCCUUUUUAUCUUUCUUGGUAAGAAGGAAGAGGCAUGGGAUACUGAAUUGCAGGAGUAUAAUUUCAUGAAUGUAUUGGACUUUGAGCUGUAUUAGGAUGUUCAAGUUUCCUUGCAAAUCUCUGAAAACCGAGAGAGAUAAUAUGGGCAAGGCUGUAACCCUGCAAUGUGUUUAAACUGAAACUACCCAAAGGGCAGCUGUUUUCUAAAACUGGACUCAGGUUCAUGCAAAAAGUAUUUAAACCUGAGUCAUCAAAUACUGGAAGGUAAAGCUAACACUUAAAAAUAACAUUGUAGCCAGUAGCCUGUAGGACUAGUCAAGUUUAUAGAGCCCAAACAGACCCGUGCAAUUUUCUUACUGGUUCUUAGGAAAUUCAUUGAACUAAGUACCAAUAUAUAUUAUUGUUGGUAUAGAAAUUUCUUCUAAGAAAACCCCAUAAUAUGGAGCACUUAAAAUGAUGUAUUAGUAGGAUAAAGAUUAAAUAUACCACAUAGGCUGAUUCCUAAAUUAAUCGUGGCACAAUAAGGAAUAAGCAUGAUCUAGGUAUCUAUAUAAUUAGAAACUUAGCUUGUUUAAACAGGAGUUUCUAUUGAUAAAAGGUAAAAGACGAUAUGAAUGUGUUUGUCAGAAUUAGAAUUGGAAACAAUUUUCUGUUACUCUUCAAAGCAGUAUAUAUUUGCAAGGGUGCAUAUAUAUGUAUACUUAGCAUGUUCAUAGCAGUGGUCAAUCUGAGUGUCAUCUAGCAUCAGUUGGCUGACUAAGUUUGAUGUCAUCACCAUUUGCAGACAAAAAUGUCAUCAUUCUGCCUGCCUUUAGUUUGUCUACUGCUGUGAUGUCACAGGAGGAGCUGAGCAGCCCAGAACAAGGCACAUGGUUGCUAAGAGGGGCUGGGAAACGUAGCAGUAAUAAGCAACAUUUACUAAAUUAAGGCUGCCCAAUUAGGCCUUAGCUAGACCUAAGGUUUAUCCUGGGAUCAUCCCGGGUUCAUCCCUGUUCAUGUAGAUGACACACAGGGGAUCCCUGGAGCAAGCAGGGAUGACCCCAGGAUAAACCUUAGGUCUAGCUAAGGCCUGAGUCAGGUGUAAACUCCACUAAACUCAAUAGGACUUUUGAGUAUACAUUUAUAGGCUCAGGCUCUAAGCCCCAUAAAUACUGCUUACAGACCAUGGAAUUUCAGAUGAUGGUGUGCAAGUUGAUUGAAUAGUUUUAGAGCCCUUUGAUGAGCACAAAUAAAUGACAGUUUCUUCUUAUGUAUGUCAUACAUACAUACACUAUAUAUGAAAUCCACUAAGGAAACAAAAGGGCUUAGGCUGUUUCAAUACUGUCCAUUUUGCAACACAUUGUAUAUUGACAUGUUGUAUUUAAUUUUCCCAGAAUGUAAUAGUCUUGCGUAAAGAUUAGGAGAACAGAAUUACAAUAUGUUUGUUGCCAUCUUUAAAAUUACUGGUAAAAAAAUGUGCCUUAAUUUAUGUUUGUAAAUCUCCCCAAGGGUUCUCUUAUUUUGCAGAGGUCUUUGUAACUAUUCAGAUUCUUUAAAAAGUCCUUCAAAACUGGAAGUAGUCAGUAUCAGUAAACUAACUCUACCUGAGUCUUCAUGGAUGCCCCCUUUUUGUUUUACCUAUGUUUUAGAAGUAAUCUAAACACAUACAUGCCAUUCAUUCUGCUGAGGUCAAUCUCUAAAAACUAAAGUUUCAAAAUUAUUUAAUAUAGAAAUGAAGGUUGACUGUUUCAGUUUCUCAGUUUGACAAUAUAAUAUGUUUGUAGAAUGAUGUAUAGAGUUGUAUCUUGUGAUUUAUUUAUUUUCAGUCUUAUUUAUGUACUGCUUAAUAUAGUUCAGUUCUGGCCAUUUAAAAUUAGCGGGUUAAAAAUGCUACUGUGAGAAAUGUAUACAGCUUUCUAGAUACUUAUCAGGCAAGCUGUUUACACACACACACUGAAUUUCAGAAAGAACCAAAAAGGAUUCUCUCUGAUAAAUCAUUAAUAUUAGCAAGAAUAUUUUUUUCGCUGUUUGCAAAUCUUAUUCAUUUAUAACAUAAGAGAGAUCUACCAUGCAUUAAUACAUUCUCUCACGUCCUAAGAUCUUAGUAAUACCAACUCAUUUUUACGAAUUCAUUUUGAACAGUUCUGGGUUUUUCUAUACUAAUCUAGUUUAUUUACAGUAAUGAAGCAACAAGCAGUGAUGGAACAAUUUUGAAAAACAUGGACAUGGACAAAUAUCAAUCAAGUUUCAUACUAUACAAAUAUUGCAUUUAUCAUAGGAUUUACCUUCACAGGCUAGAACAAACAAUCUUCAUACUCCCAUUAUCAGUAUGUUAGUACAUUUCUGUAUAUCAAAUUAUUAGUAUUACAGGUAUAAGACAAUAAUUAUUGUUUAGCCAAAUGAAUCAAAUUUCAACUUUUUACCUUAUUGUUACACUUAAGUAUAAAAUGCUCAGGACUGAACUAAAUAUUUAAUCAGGUUAUAUUGCAAAUGUCUUUCUGUCCUAAUAUUGUCUGUAAAUGUACACACGUACAUCACCUAGAUUAACUUUCGUCUCUGCACUUUCCAUAAGUUUCAGUGAUUUGGAAAAAAAAUACAGUUUUUUUAACAAA